UUGUCUGGUUUAUUUCAAUUUAAUGGUUAUGUAACGACUGUCCGUCUCCGCUACCAACUCGUGCACCGCCCCCCCCCCCCCCGCCCCAGGUCGCCCGCGCCACGCACUGGAGACUGGCGGCAUGGCCGGCCCAAAGUGCGCAGGCGCACUAGCCCCGGCGGUGCUUCCGUGUCUGCGCCCUGAGACCUUUUUGGCGCCGGCCCCGGCGUGAACGGGGACGGCGGCCGGGAGGGCGCGGUCCAGGUUCCCGUUCCCCGCGAAGCCAUGCGGUACAACGAGAAGGAGCUGCAGGCGCUGUCCCGGCAGCCGGCCGAGAUGGCGGCCGAGCUGGGCAUGAGGGGCCCCAAGAAGGGCAGCGUGCUGAAGCGGCGGCUGGUGAAGCUGGUGGUGAAUUUCCUCUUCUACUUCCGGACAGACGAGGCAGAGGUAGGGGCGUCGAGGGCGCGCGGGCGGGUCCCAGGCUGGGGCCCCGCGGAGGCCGGGUGCUCACCGCUCCGUCCCGGCGCCCGUGUCUCCUCCAGCCCGUCGGAGCCCUGCUUCUGGAGCGGUGCAGAGUCAUCCGGGAAGAGCCCGGCGCCUUCUCCAUCACUACGAGUUCAUGCGGCGAAGCCUCGUCUUCUACAGGAACGAAAUCCGGAAGGUGACAGGCAAGGACCCCCUGGAGCAGUUCGGCAUAUCCGAGGAGGCCAGGUUCCAGCUGAGUGGCUUGCAGGCAUGAGCGCAGGGCAUGGCGGUCGGCGUGCAGCUGGACAGGACUGGCCCUGCCCGGCCGUGAGUCGCUUGGCCAUGCCUGGAUUUUGUUUGGUUUUUGGUUUUUGGAUCAAGGUCUCACUGUGUUGCCCAGGCUAGAGUGCAGUGGUGCCACAGCUCACUGUGACCUUGACCUUCUGGACUCACGUGAUCCCCUUGCCUCAGCUUCCCAAGUCGCUGGGGUCACAGGCAUGAGCCGUCACACCCAGCCAUCACACCUGGAUUUUGGUGGGAGGUUUUUGGUUUGGAGACAUCCAAAGCCUGAAGCCAGCUGGGUGUGGGCAGGGGCUGCAUUUUGUGAAACUGCCCAGCAAGCUGCCCUCUCCGGGGCCCCAGGACCCACCUGACUGGCCUGGCACCUGGUGCCAAGUGCUGCUGCAGGAUACACACCCUCCCACGGGUGCCCCGCCUGAGUUGUGUGCAUCCGGGGCCUGGCGAGCCCCUGGGCUGGUGGCGUGGCGCCCUGCCCCUGCUGAUGAAUGUACAGAGCCAAAGCUGUGAAUGGCAUGGGGGCCGAGCCCCCACCAGCUGUGAAUUCUCCUGCAGACAGGAGGGCCCUGGUUGUGCGCCUGGGGAACUGGUUGCCCUGGGGUCAGGGUGCUUGUGUUCAAAUAAAGGUACCUCUUUUCCACA
Messenger RNA from Macaca mulatta (Rhesus monkey), 1383 nucleotides. The record is from RefSeq and is a predicted model, not a curated record. Lineage: Eukaryota; Metazoa; Chordata; Mammalia; Primates; Cercopithecidae.